Messenger RNA from Cynocephalus volans (Philippine flying lemur), 2524 nucleotides. RefSeq names its product charged multivesicular body protein 1A (gene CHMP1A). Lineage: Eukaryota; Metazoa; Chordata; Mammalia; Dermoptera; Cynocephalidae. Gene Ontology annotation, cellular component: multivesicular body; ESCRT III complex. The record is from RefSeq and is a predicted model, not a curated record. The transcript is spliced from 7 exons. The coding region runs from base 206 to 1051 and encodes 281 amino acids. Gene Ontology annotation, biological process: late endosome to vacuole transport; endosome transport via multivesicular body sorting pathway; protein transport.
GUCAGCGGGCUCCUCCGUCGGCCGCUCCUCGCACUUCGGGACAGUAGGGGCGGGGGCUCUCUUCCGCUCCUCACCUGAAACGCACGCAGCAGCAGCCGUCAGCCCGCCUCUCCGCGGGCCCGGGGCUGUGGCCUGGCGCGGGACGGGGACCAGCGCAGCGGCGCCUUUACCUCUCCGGGGCUUGGCUUUGCUUUUGCACAGUCCCAUGGGUGCGCCCGCUGCCGGCCCCGCCCCCGCGGCCCCGCCCCACGCGACCGCCGCUGACUCACAAACGCGGCCGGGCGGGGCGCGGGUCGCCACGGCAACCACCUCUCGCGAGAGCGGCCGCGAGACCGGAAGCGGGUGGCGACCCGGAAGUCCCCGCGGGCGGAGCUGGUGGGUUCGAUCGCCGCUGGAGCCUGACGCCGCCCGGGAUUCGCGUCCUCUCCGCCUUUCCGAGGGGCGCCGCCGCCGGACCGCCAUGGACGAUACCCUGUUCCAGCUAAAGUUCACAGCAAAGCAGCUGGAGAAGCUGGCCAAGAAGGCGGAGAAGGACUCCAAGGCAGAGCAGGCCAAAGUGAAGAAGGCACUUCAGCAGAAAAAUGUGGAGUGUGCCCGUGUAUAUGCGGAGAACGCCAUCCGCAAGAAGAACGAAGGCGUGAACUGGCUCCGCAUGGCAUCCCGCGUGGACGCAGUGGCCUCCAAGGUCCAGACAGCCGUGACCAUGAAGGGGGUGACCAAGAACAUGGCACAGGUGACCAAAGCCCUGGACAAGGCCCUGAGUACCAUGGACUUGCAGAAGGUGUCUGCGGUGAUGGACAGGUUCGAGCAGCAGGUGCAGAACCUGGAUGUGCACACGUCGGUGAUGGAGGACUCCAUGAGCUCGGCCACCACGCUGACCACGCCUCAGGAGCAGGUGGACAGCCUCAUCGUACAGAUCGCUGAGGAGAAUGGCCUGGAGGUCCUGGACCAGCUCAGCCAGUUGCCUGAGGGCGCCUCUGCUGUGGGCGAGAGCUCUGUGCGCAGCCAGGAGGACCAACUGUCACGGAGGUUGGCUGCCUUGAGGAACUAGCUGUGCCCCCACCUCCUCUGCCCUGCGUGUGCUGGGGCUCCCACCACCCCCCACUUGCCUUUCUGCUGACCCUGCAGAGCUGCAGCUGGCAGCCGCCAUCUCUUGGCUCCUCUCACCUGCCAAGCCUGGUGGCCUCAGAAUUGUUCCUGUUCUCUCAGAGCGUUCAGACCCUGAGUACAGCGGACGUGCUACUCACUGGCAGUCAGUGGGGUCAGCAGUUCCUGGAGGCCUCUCCCCCGACUCAGCAGGCAGGGGAUUCCCUAUGCCUGGAUGGACGCAGCCCCAAGGAUGUGCCAAGGGUGUCCCGUGCCACCCAGAGCUGCCCCAGUGGCCUUUACAGACAAUGACCUUCCUCCCCCUCCUCCAUUGUUCCAGGGGUGGGAUCUUAGCCACUCUUUCCGGCCUCUGAGCCCCGUUCAGCCUCCUUGGUUCCUAAAGUCGCCCUGUCCAUGGACAGAACCAUUGACCAGCUCCAAGGCUGGGUGUGCCCAACCUGGGGUGCUCAUCCCCCUCACUGUCACCUCUGGGGUGUCUUGCCGCUGGGCUCUGCUGCUGUGUCUUUCAGCAGGGAGUCUGCCCAUGCCACGGACUGGAAUCUGAGUGUCUGCAGCUCCCCUGGCAGCAUGGCGUCGUUCUGUGCAAGGGCCUCUCUGUAGGGCCUCUUGCUGCUCAGGGGCAGCACGGCCUGCGUGUUGCUCUCUCCUGUCACUGUAGGUUACCGGGUGCCUCCCCCUGGCUGCUCCCUUCCGCCUUCUCAGCUUGUAGGCCAAAGUGGCUGGUGAAGGAGCUGGGGAUAGUCGCCCUGGCCAAGGCCGGCAGUGGCCAUAUUUUGAGGAAAACCUGCCACUUGUGGCCACCGUGGGGAAGCCAGCAGGGGGUUCGUGAGGCCUGCUGGGGUGGCCUGGGGGAGGGGUUUGGAUGCAAGCUGCUGUUUUUGUUUUUUUGUUUCCUAAAGUUUACUUCAUUUUCUGGAAGCUUCCAGGAUUUUUUUGGUUUUUUGUCAAAGUAGAAAGAGCUGCUGCAGAUGGGGAGCGUGGGUGGGGUCCUAGCCCCCUUCUCAGUGCAGCGCCACACACUGUCCUCACACUGACAGCACAUGUGUGUUGUGGCUCUUAGUACAGAAGUGUGGAGACCUCUACCUUGACUCACUGCGUUUAGUUCUCUUCAGGACUUGGGAGCCCCUGGGUGUCUGUGCAAUGAGUUGGUGCCAGGGGGUAGGAGCAGCAUUGGUGGAUCCUGGGCCUGGGGGAGUUGAGGCACUGUCUGGGCGUGCUCCCCUCUGGUCUCCAAAAUCGACCCAUAUGCUGGAUGUUGAGAGAAGGUCCUGACAUCCUUCAUGGGGAAUAGCUUUGGGGAGCUUCCUUGUUUCUGGGGUGAGUGUCUUCUUGGGGGCUGGGGCAAAGGCUCAACGGGUGAGCAUGUUUGCCUUUUUCCUAAAAUGCUGUUGUAAGUAAACAAAUUGGUCCCUGAAAA